Messenger RNA from Alternaria atra, 2763 nucleotides. RefSeq lists its product as uncharacterized. Gene Ontology annotation, molecular function: ubiquitin binding. Gene Ontology annotation, cellular component: cytoplasm; nucleus. The transcript has 3 exons. Lineage: Eukaryota; Fungi; Ascomycota; Dothideomycetes; Pleosporales; Pleosporaceae. Bases 1 to 2763 code for a protein of 920 amino acids. The record is from RefSeq and is a predicted model, not a curated record.
AUGUCUGAAGCACCAUCUCGGCCUGCGCGAGGCAGGAGCUCUGCCCGCGGUGGCAGGGCAUCAUACGGCUCUCGAGGCCCCAGAAAGACCAACGGCGACGGCGCAUCCUCCAACAUUGACACAUCAGCAGACCAGGGCGAACUUGGAGAGCUUAAGAAGCGCUACCAGUCACAGCUAUCCACACUGAAGGAGCUAUUCCCCGACUGGACCGACGCCGAUCUCGUCCUCGCAAUCGAAGAAUCUGACGGUGACCUGCAGACCACCAUCGAGAAGAUCAGUGAGGGCGCCGUCUCGCAAUUCUCAGAAGUCCCAAAGAAAGCAAAGGACAGGUCCCGCUCCAAGGCCAAGGAGAAUGUCGUGCCCAUCGAUGGCGCGUCCAGUCUGCGUGGCCGGCCUGACGGAGCCCGCCGUGGAGUCGACAGCGGUCGCGGAGGCCGUGGCGGACGAGGCACCGAUCGUGGUCGCGGUGGAAUUCGAGGCGGUCGUGGAGGUGCCGCCAGUGGACCUCGUGCGGCUGCUGGAUCAGUCCCGACUACCGAGUCCGCUGCGUGGGACACGCCCACAGUUCCAGAAGAGUCCAACGAGACCAAAAAGGACGAUGAAACCGUACACGCGCCCGAAGCGACUCCAGAAGUCAUAAAGCCUGUUGUAGAGGCUGGCCUGACAGCCGCAAAGAAGACUUGGGCGAGCAUGUUCGCCGCACCCAAGCCUGCUCCCGCCGUUCCCAAGGCCGCUCCAAAGCCUGCCGCUGCUGCAGCCCCCGAAGUGCCUACACAAGUACCCGACGAGACGCCCGCACACCAAGUUGCCCAAGAGCCAGCCGUGCAGGCUGAGGAACUGCCUAUACCCCCAGUCGCAGAUGAGGCUGUCGAGACGCCGCCCAUCACUGCCGAAGAUACGUCAAAGAUGACGCCGGACAAGAGCGUGGACGAUGCUGCUCCUGACGUCACCCUCACACCCUCUGGAGAUCAGCUUACACAGGAGAAUGUUGAGCAUCUGCCUGACGAGUCCCAUCCGCCACCGACCGAGACAGCUUUCAGCACUGUUGCAAGCUCAAAGGACAUUGGAAGUGCUGUAGCCACCCCAUUGAACGGUCCUACACAAGCACCUAUCGGCCGCCCCGCCAUUGGAGGAUUCCAGACCACUGCACUAAAGGCGACUUCUGGUACCCCACACCGAAGCGCAAGUUACCAGAGGAGAUUGGUGGAGCAACAGGAGGCGGUAGUCAUGCCUGGAAACCACGCUGUGGACAGGGCUGCAGUCCAAUUCGGUAGCAUGGGAUUAGGCGAAGGCUCGGAUCCAGAUGUCGACGAAGACAGGGAAGAGGCGGAAACCAGGACUCAACCGCCCCAGCACUCCCCUGUUGCGCAGCCCAGGGCCUCUCUGCCUCCUGCUCCUCGCCAAGCAUCCCAAGACGCUCCCCAACAGGAGUCUACCCCCACCCCAAAGCAGGCCCCUGGACUCCCUCCCGUUCCUCAACACCAGCCCAGCCUGCAGCAGUCUCCCUCGAACCCGAUUGGAUCCCAGGCUAUGCAAAACCAAGGAUCUCAGUCCAACCAGCCUUACAACCAGUUUGCUAGGUAUGGUCAGCCAGGCAUUCACUCAGAGGCUUCCGCCCCAGCGCAGAAGCCAUACGACCCAUUCGGCCAGCAAAUCCCACAGUCGAACCACUCGCAGUCGCAAAACUACGACUACCCUGGGCAACAAAGCCAGGCCCCCUCUCAGCCUGGUGCUUUCUCGUCUGCUCCAGACAGCUACCCCUCCAACUACCUCACCUCCGAGCAACGCUCGCAAUACCAGAACUACUAUGGAAGCUACGGCCAGCCCAUUGCGCAGAGCCAGCAGGAAGCAGGUUCUGCUCAGCAGCGCACUGGUAGUGCUUUCGGCUCCGGACCUACUGACUCGGCUUAUUCGCAGAGUCAGCUCCCACAGUCUCAGAGCCGUUACGGUGACGCUCAGAACAGCGGACACAACACCCCCAACCCAGCCGCCAUGGCUGGUCAGGGACAUGGCGCUCAAGGCCAGCACGCGCAGCAUGGACACAACGCAGGCUACCCAUACAACCACCCGUACUACGGUAGCCCCUACUACGCUAACUACAUGAAUCAAUUCGGUGGUUACGGCCAGGGAGGAGCAGGCUAUGGAUCAUUUGGAAAGGGCAUGUAUGGCCAGCCCCAACACUACGGCAUGUCUCCUCAAGCUUCGUUCGACCAGCACUCGUCUUCUCCCGCCAAUGCAGGAGGCUUCGGUGCUUCUUCGCUACAUGAUCGUGGCAGCGGCAUGGGUGCAGGCUUUGGUGACUACGGUCGCUCAGCCUCUGGAACUUCUCAGAACCCCAGCGCCACUGCCGGCUCCGCUGCUGGAUUCGGCGCCAUCCCUGAUACUUUCACCCGACCAGGAAACUUCCACCAAAGCUCCUACGGACAGUCAGGUAGCCAAGGUUUGAACGAUGACGCCCUCAAGCCCUCCAACGACUACAAGAGCGGUGGACCCAGCCCAUCGGCUCUUGGUGCUCAGCCCGGUCGCCCCGGUUCCGCCAACCAAAGCACCCCUGGACAGGGCGGACCCCAACACCCUCAGCAAGGCUACGGUAACUACCCGAACCACCUUGGCAACAGCCAGUAUGGCGGUCUUGGCGGUCUGGGCCACCAAAACUCUGGAAGCCACCAGCAACAGAGUGGCUAUGGCAACUACGGCGGAUUCGGAGGAUACGGCGGCAGCUACAACCGCGGGGGCUGGGGCGGAAACUACGGCCAGCACUAA